AUGUCUAUGAAUACUAAACAGAGGACUGGUGGCAGAUACUUCUAUGAUGUGAAAAGAGAAGUGUACAAUGAAGAAUCUUUUCAAAAAGAACAUAGAAGGAAAGGACCAUCUUCAGGGAAUGUAGACAUCAAUAUCACCACGAUCAAACACAGAGUGCAGUGCCGGUGCUCGUGGAAAAGGUUUAAAAAUAUCGCUUUUGGCAUCUUUCCCAUCCUAGAAUGGAUGUAUGUAUACCGAUUCAAGGACUGGCUUCUUGGAGAUUUACUUGCUGGCUUAAAUGUUGGCCUUGUACAGGUUCCCCAAGUAUCUUCCACAGGUUGCCAUGUGUUAAUAACAAGUGGCUCUAUUGUGGAGGGAACAAAAAAUCUCAACAAUGUUCAUUGGAGGCACAAUUCACAACAGCAAUGUUUGAUACUUGCUGUGCUAAUAAGGAUGCUGAUCCCACCCCUCAAUAUUUCCUAUGCUUCUUUUUGUUGCUCAUUGAUCUAUAUCAUUUUUGGAACAUCUCAUCAUAUUUCUAUAGGAAACUUCUUCCUUGUGAGUGCAUUGACAGUGAAUGUCCUAAAAAGAAUACUAUUCAAUUCUGGCCACCUCCUGAUGGGAACCUUUGUCAGGGGUGACUUUGAAGAUCCAGCCUACUCUGUGGAUUAUGAGAGGGCCCUUGCUCUCAUGCAAGCUGUAACCUUUCUGACUGGGCUUAUCCAGCUGCUGAUUGGAGUGCUAAGAUUGGAUUUCUUCACCAAGUACCUGCCUGAUACCUUAAUUAAUGCCUACUUGGCAGCCACUGCACUUCAUGUCAUGAUGUCCCAGCUGUGCUUCAUCUUUGGGAUUAUGGUUCGUUUCCACUGUGGUGCUAUCUCCUUCUUUUAUAACCUAGUUAACUACUGCAUAGCUCUUCCAAGAGCCAAUUCCACCAGCAUCCUGCUCUUUCUGAUUUGUAUGGUGGCUUUGAGAGUCAACAAAUGUAUCAAGAUCUCUUUCAAACGCUAUCCCAUCGAAUUUCCCAUGGAAUUCUUACUGAUUGUCUGCUUCACCAUCAUUGCAAACAAGAUUCACAUGAACACUGAAACCAGCAAAAACAUUGUUGAAAUGAUUCCUUACAGUUUCCUAUAUCCUGAACCAGUAGAGUUGGGACUUUUGCAUUAUGUUGUGUGCCAUGCACUCUCCCUGUCCAUUGUGAGCUAUGUUCUGCUCCUCUUUACAGGCAAGAAGCUUGCUUCCUUGCAUAAUUACAAUAUCAAUCCUAAUCAGGAGUUGGUAGCCAUUGGCUUGUGCAACCUUAUCAGCUCAUUUUUCAAAUGUUUUGUGUUUACUUCUGAUAUUGCCAGAACAGUCAUCCAAGAGAAAUCAGGUGGGAGACAACAGUUUGCAGCCCUGAUUGGUGCAGGCAUAACAUUGUUGGUGAUGCUCCCAAUGGGACAGAAUUUCCUUUCUUCCCAACAGGCUGUACUAGCCGGUAUUGUUUUAAGCAAUGUCUUGCCCUUCCUUGCAACUAUCAUGGACCUUCCUGAUCUGUGGAAACAGAACCAGCAUGACUUUGUGAUUUGGAUAGUGACCUUUCUGUCGGUGCUCUGCUUGGGACUGGACAUUGGGCUGCUUAUUUCAGUGGUAUUCACCUUCUUCAUCACCACUGUCCAGUCGCACAGGGCUACAGUUCUUGUCUUGGGACAGAUUCCUAACACAAACAUUUAUAGAAGUUUUGCUGACUAUCGAGAGGCUGUGUACAUUCCAGGGGUGAAAAUUUUCCAGUUCUGCACUGCCAUCACUUUUGUAAAUGUUGAAGAAAUCAAGCAUGCACUGUUAAAAGAGGUGGAUCUGAAAACUGUGCCUCUUUCUGAUGAAGACUUGAGACUCUUGUUCAGUGAAAACAGGUCUGAAAAUGGUGAAGCUAUUUUUAAGUGUUCCUGCAACUGUGAUGAACCAGAACCACCCCCCAGGAUUGCUUACACGGAACACCUAGAGAAUAAAAGUGAAAGUGAUGGAUCCUCUGUUGACUUGUUCAAUUGCUCACCAUUUGAAGGUCCCAACACAAGCCGUAGUAUGUCUGAAGAGCAGAUGGCUUACAUGAUGAGCCAUAGCAAUUUAAGACACUUAAUAUCAAAGGAAGAAAUAGAGAAAAUCUGGGAUCCCAGCCAUUCCACAAUAAAUAGUUCUGGAGCUCAACUCUUAAUGCCUUCAUCAUCAAAUGCUGAACAUGGUGAAAGUCACCUUAGGAACAAACAUGAGCCUGGAAAGCUUAGUUCUGAUGUAUCUUUUAUAUCAACUAUCCACACUAUCAUCCUGGAUUUCACCAUGGUAAAUUUUGUAGAUGUAAAGGCCACACAAGUAAUAAGACAGAUCUGCAAUGCAUUUUACAACAUUGAUGUAUUAGUUCUCCUAGCAGGGUGUCAUCCAAUGAUCGUUAAAACCUUUGAGAGGAAUGAUUUCUUUGAUACUGGCAUUACCAAAGCCCAGUUGUUCCUUAGCCUUCAUGAUGCUGUUCUUUUUGCUCUUGGGAAGAAAUUCUUAGAGACUGCUGAUGAUGAACAAGAUUAUAUAAUGAAGGGCACACUGAAUUCUCUACCCUCCAGUCAAAUAUUGGAAUCAGAAUCAAGAAAGAAUCUUUUCUCAGCAUCUCCCAAGGGGAAGUCACGCCGUUCUGAACAGAGAGAAGGCUCACCAUUGCUAAAGAAAGAGCAAUUUUCCCCAGUUCUCUACCCGGAAGAUACACAGCUGGAAAGUAAAGAUCUGGAUGAAAGGGUGUUGUUAGAGACACAGAUGGAUCCGGACUUCGAGGUUCAGCUAGAUCUGGGGCCAGAUCUUGAUUUUGAUCUACAUCAAGAAACUGAGACUGAUCCCGAGUUUGAGAUUGAGACACGACAUGCUAUAAAUGUCUCAGAUUCAGAUUCAGAACGUCAAGGUGAUGAUCAGUUAUAUAGCAUGCCACGCCAGAGACCAUACUACUUUGAUAAUAGGGAUACCCAAAAUAGGGAUUUCCAUGAUAUCUGGAGCCAGGACUGGAAAUACCUGAAUAAAUCCUAA
This is a messenger RNA of Gracilinanus agilis (Agile Gracile Mouse Opossum), 3021 nucleotides long. It is a transcript of the gene SLC26A8, whose product is annotated as solute carrier family 26 member 8. Gene Ontology annotation, cellular component: membrane. The transcript is spliced from 22 exons. Gene Ontology annotation, biological process: transmembrane transport. Bases 1 to 3021 code for a protein of 1006 amino acids. Gene Ontology annotation, molecular function: bicarbonate transmembrane transporter activity; oxalate transmembrane transporter activity; sulfate transmembrane transporter activity. The record is from RefSeq and is a predicted model, not a curated record. Lineage: Eukaryota; Metazoa; Chordata; Mammalia; Didelphimorphia; Didelphidae.